Molecule: messenger RNA, 3501 nt
Organism: Scleropages formosus (Asian bonytongue)
Lineage: Eukaryota; Metazoa; Chordata; Actinopteri; Osteoglossiformes; Osteoglossidae
Gene: sppl3
Product: signal peptide peptidase 3
Exons: 11
Coding region: 744-1889 (381 amino acids)
Biological process (GO): membrane protein proteolysis
Cellular component (GO): lumenal side of endoplasmic reticulum membrane; Golgi-associated vesicle membrane; cytoplasmic side of endoplasmic reticulum membrane
Molecular function (GO): aspartic endopeptidase activity, intramembrane cleaving
Source: RefSeq, a predicted model, not a curated record
CCCCGUAGGAAUAAGUCCCGCUUACAUAGGGUGAGGGGACCGAAGCCUCGAUGGGGGAGGUACCGCUCUGGUUGCGGCUGCCCCUGCGCGCGCGCACACAUAUAUAUACACACAGCGCUGCUCGUUCACGCGUGAAGCCUCCACAACUGAGAGGCGCCGUGCGCGCUCCCGCGCCCAUGGCCAUUGAAAACAAAGCUAACUGCGUGCGCUCCAUUACAACAGAAGGAGCUCCGGGGACAUCGAGGCAGACCGGAGUGGAGGAAAAGGGCAGGAAAUGAUGGAUUUACGGCGGAAUUAGAAACCCUCGACGGCGGGUUCGCUCGGAACGGCGGUGCACGGAGGCGCUCGCGGGAGAAGCGGCAUUUUUUUUGACAUUUUGUUUGGCGCGGCGCUGCUGUGUGUUGUGCCAGCUGGCUAGCUAGCCUCCUAGCUAGCUAGCUAGCUAGCCUGCCAGCCAGCCAGCCAGCCAGCCAACCGUCGUUUGCCGUUCGUUCGGCGGACGCCGCGCCGGGCUGCGGGUCGGACGCUCGUCCGUCCGUCCGUUCGCUCGCUCGCUGCCAGAAGGGCGGCCCAAGAAGAAGAAGAAGAAGAGCUACCGACACGACACGGUCGGUGCCAUGCUGCUGUGCUCCAGAAGCGCCUCUUAACGGCCCACAUCGAAAGCGGACUUCUCUCCACCUCUCUGUCUCUCUGCCUGGCACCGCCGUGUAGAACCGGGGACCCGGAGCCAAGCUGUCGGCGACAUGGCGGAGCAGAGCUACUCGUCCUGGGCGUACUCCCUGGUUGACUCCAGCCAGGUGUCCACCUUCCUCAUCUCCAUUCUCCUCAUCGUCUAUGGCAGCUUCAGGUCCUUGAACAUGGACUGCGAGAAUCAGGAGAAGGAGAAGGACGGGAGUUCCUCUGCGGCAGGAACCUUCAGCAGCAACAACAACAGUAUCCAGACCAUUGACUCCACGCAGGCUCUUUUUUUGCCCAUCGGAGCAUCGGUGUCGCUCCUCGUCAUGUUCUUCUUCUUUGACUCCGUUCAAGUCGUCUUCACUAUCUGCACCGCAGUGCUCGCGACGAUAGCGUUUGCCUUCCUCCUGCUGCCUAUGUGCCAGUACCUCACCAGGCCUUGCUCCCCUCAGAACAAAAUCUCCUUCGGCUGCUGCGGCCGCUUUACCUUGGCUGAGCUCUUCUCCUUCUCGCUCUCCGUCACGCUAGUGCUCAUCUGGGUGCUGACAGGGCACUGGCUUCUCAUGGACGCGCUGGCCAUGGGACUCUGCGUUGCCAUGAUCGCGUUCGUCCGCCUGCCCAGCCUCAAGGUGUCCUGCCUGCUGCUGUCGGGGCUCCUCAUCUACGAUGUCUUCUGGGUCUUCUUCUCAGCCUACAUCUUCAACAGCAACGUGAUGGUGAAGGUAGCCACGCAGCCAGCAGACAACCCACUGGAUGUGCUGUCGCGGAAGCUGCACCUCGGGCCCGGCAUGGGCCGUGAUGUGCCUCGCCUCUCCCUGCCCGGCAAGCUGGUUUUCCCCAGUUCGACAGGGAGCCAUUUCUCCAUGUUGGGUAUCGGAGACAUCGUGAUGCCGGGGCUCCUGCUGUGCUUCGUGCUACGAUACGACAACUACAAAAAGCAGGCCACUAGUGAGCCGCCAGGCCCUGCCAACAUGUCUGGCCGCAUGCAGCGCGUUUCCUACUUCCACUGCACCCUCAUCGGAUACUUUGUGGGUCUCCUGACGGCGACCGUGGCCUCCAGGAUCCACCGUGCUGCCCAGCCUGCCCUGCUGUACCUUGUCCCCUUCACCCUGCUGCCUCUGCUCACCAUGGCCUACCUGAAGGGGGACCUGCGCCGCAUGUGGUCGGAGCCCUUCCAUGCCAAAUCCGGCAGCUCUCGCUUCUUGGAGGUAUGAUGGCGCGUCGGUGGCCACCUGGUGCCCAGGACUGCUGAGAGACGGAGAGAGACCGCUCUCGUGGACGGGGGAGGGCGGGCAGGGGUCCCUAUCGCCUGCCCUCGCCCUGGGCGCGACGCCUCUCCACACCUGGAUCCGACAGCCGGACAUCCUUGUGCCCUUUUCCCUCCGAAAACCAGCACCGCACCCCAACCCCCCCCCCCGGCGCUGUUAGAUCGUUGUGUUUCUCUCACUUGGACUGGAAUACAGUUCCUCAGCGCUAUAAGCGGAGGAAUUUUCAUUCAUGUACACACACCCAACCUGCUGUCAUCAUCCUGCCCCCCCCACACAAACACACUCAAACAAGUUCUUCAGUCAAAACACUUCAUCUAAGCCUCCUUUUUGGACAGAUGUACUGCAGGUUACAGAGGCUUUGUGCUCUUUCAAUGUUCACUUGUUUGUCGGUCUUUUGAUUAACCACUUAAGUCCAAGCAAAGCAGACUUGAGGGACCAUUGCAGGUACACGAUGGCCAGGGACCAGCAGACAGCCUCCGCCGCUGGAAAGAGCCGAAACAAAACUCAGCACAGACUCAUCUCUCGCCCGUCUUCCUCCUCCUCCUCCUCGCCAUCCAGAUACACCCCUCUUAUUUGGACUUCGGUUCAUUCGUGCGCGUCGACGUAUGUGUACAUAAUCAGGGUAGACGUACCCGUUUGCGUACGUCCGCACGUUUGAAGCGUCGCGUCACAGUGCGGAUGAGUCUCGACGUAACAGCUCUUCAUGCACUCCGUGACUCUUGCUGCUGUCGAUAUUGGGCCUUGGUGGAGUCUCCUGGUAUGCGCAACGCAGAUCUCGCCUCUGCGGCUUCGGUGUGUCGUGCGGCUGAUGGAGCGAAACUUUGCUCGCUCGCCCGGGAAGGGCGGCGAUCGUCACGCCGCCGCCCCGAGGAGAUGCCAGGACGAGCCGCCGCCUCCUUGCGUUCGACGCCCUUUCCUUUUUGCCUUCUUCCGCGGGUUGUGGUUCGUAACGUUCGGUUUGGAAGAAAAGUGGACCACGGGAGUCUGUGCGUCUCUGGAGAAGUUUGGAGAGCAAGAAAGACCAGGAUGGAUGGGGUCGUAGAACUGCUGGAGAGAGUGGGAGUCGCCAACACUGCAUUGCAGCUUCACUGAGCUGAGUUCCAGUGGUCAGCGUUUCCCCCAAGGGGUAUUUGUGGUCAUUAGCACACUUUCAGCAACAGGAGGCACAUAUGGGAGCGACACCCUAUUACACACCUCUGGCCUCAGAGUGAAUUUUGGAGAGGGUCUUUUGUUUCGUUUUUUUAUUUUUAUUUUUAACUGGAUUUUUUUUUUUUUUUUUACUUCCCUCCCUAUUUGUGUGUUUUCCCCUUUUCUUUGUUGUAGCGUAGACUGUUUUAUACACCAUUUCUGCCUCUGCCCUUUUCAUCCUUACAUUUGAGGGUACCAGCCCUGGAACAUUACCAUCAUUUAAACAGAGUCUGUACAAAAAAAGGUGGUUUAAAAAAUACUGAAAUAAAAACUAUUGCGACGUCGAUCCUGAUCAGCCUGACCAGCCCGACCCCAAGCAAGUCGUCCCUUUGGGUCAGGACCCUGCUGUAAAUAAAAAAAAAAAAAAAAA